Molecule: messenger RNA, 1606 nt
Organism: Xyrauchen texanus (razorback sucker)
Lineage: Eukaryota; Metazoa; Chordata; Actinopteri; Cypriniformes; Catostomidae
Product: RING finger protein 207-like
Exons: 7
Coding region: 156-920 (254 amino acids)
Biological process (GO): regulation of heart looping; regulation of cardiac muscle contraction
Cellular component (GO): perinuclear region of cytoplasm
Molecular function (GO): Hsp70 protein binding; transmembrane transporter binding
Source: RefSeq, a predicted model, not a curated record
CACUUACAGUAGGCUAUGAGAACAUACAAUGAUUGAAAGUUAGAACUGCAUUGUCCAGACUCACUCGAGGGACUUGAACUGCCACAGUGCAUGUAUUGUAACAGGGAAGAGAGAUUAAAGGAGCUUUGAAUCUAAGACUGCAGUUCCCUCUGUCUAUGUCGUGCCCAUCCCCUUCUCUCAGUGACAUGUCUCUAGGCCGCAGGCCCACCUUUCAUCGAUACAUCUGCACCAAGGUGCUGCUGGCCGAGGGCAGAGAGUCACCCUUCACUGAGCACUGCCGAAACUUUGAGGAAAGCUACAGGGUUCUUCAGACAGAGAUCCAGAAGCUGAAGGAUCAAGUUCAGGAGAUGCACAGAAGCCUGACAAAGCAUCACUCGCUCAUCAACACAGACACCAUGGGCGAAAUCCUGGAAAGCUCUCGGCUCAUUAACGAACAGAUCGUGUCACAGUACUCUGCCGUGCAGACCCAAAGGGCCAUAUUUGAGAAGAUAUGGGAUAUGACCUUUCAAAGAGUAACCAACGAGCAAGAGAUCUAUGAAGCACAGCUUCAUGAUCUUCUUCAGCUGAAGCAAGAGAACGCCUACUUGACAACCAUUGCACGACAGAUCGGGCCCUACAUGUUAUCCAUAGCAAAAGUAAAAGAGCGCCUGGAACCCAGGUUUAAAAAGCCACAAAGGUCUGAGGAAGAUCACAUGGACACUCUGGUGAUUUGUAAGGCUGGCGCAACGACUACAGAACAAAACAGUGACUCUGUCUGCGACUGGGACACCGCCACAGAAAACGCUCUCCUGGAGCCUGAAACGACACAACUGAAGAGCAAUGACUUUUGUUGGCAUGGAAAGCAGACAAAUAUUUCAGAGAUUUCUGCUGGAAAGAGCUGCUUCUGUAAAUCGGCAUGUUUGGACGAUGGUGAACAAUGACCGCAAAUGUGGCGUGUGAGUUUAGACAUGUGUUAAGAUGUCAGCACAUGCACAAGAAGAAUCAGGACAUGAUAAGAAUUGUUCUAGCAUUUUGAGUGUGUCAAACCACCUGGACUUGAGCAAAAUAAAAGACUACCGAGUGGAUCGAAUGGCUCAAUAAUGUUGGUAUUGAAAAAAAUAUUGAUGGGCUUUUGUUUCAUGGACUGAUGGAUUAUUGCUUUUUCUUUUGUUGUUGUUUUUAUGAAGUGUAACACUAAAUGUAGAAGUUCAAAAUGUUCAAAAUUAUAUCAUGAUAAACCUUCCUUUGGUGAAAUUUGAUUCUACAUUGUUUUACUGAAUGUUUGUCAAAUUGAUACUGGUUAUGAACAACCUUAAUCAGGUUUUCCUUAAUCAAACUUUUCUAGGACAGGAGGUCUAAAAUCCCAGUUUUAAUUCCAAAGAUGAUUUUACUGUAGAUGCCAGUGUGAACAUUUUUUAAAAUGAAAGGAAUAUUCUGGGUUCAUCACGAGUUAAGCUCAAUCCACAGCAUUUGUGGCAUAAUGUUCAUUCUCACAAAAAGUAUUUUCGACACGUCCCUUUUUUUCUUAAAAAAAUAAAAUAAAAACCAAAAAUCAAGGUUCCAGUGAGGCACUUACAAUGGAAGUAAAUGAGGCCAAUUUUUGAAGGGUUUAAAGGCGGAAAUAUAA